This is a messenger RNA of Knipowitschia caucasica, 522 nucleotides long. NCBI's taxonomy places the organism in Eukaryota, Metazoa, Chordata, Actinopteri, Gobiiformes, Gobiidae. The record is from the annotation of a GenBank genome assembly.
AUGAAACUGUGGACUUGUACCUGGGUGUCUUGCCUGCUCACUCUCCUCCUCUGCUUCGGUUCUGAAUGUGGAUCUCUGCGCUUCAAAGGGAGAUCCAAGCGGGAGCUGGUCCGCGUCAGGGAGUCCAGAGCCACGGUCCCGGGCGCCUGUGCCACUCGCCUGCCCCGGGGCAAGCGGUCGGUGCCUCCCGCGGUGGAGAGGAGGCUCGGGCGGCAGCAGCGACGCACCUCUCAGGCCGUGUCCAACUCUCUGGAGCGCGGCAGCAACGCGGUCUACUUCACCGGGAGAGGGGACCAACUGCGCCUCAAGCCGGGAGUGGAGAUACCCAGAGGAAAUUUCACUCUGGAGCUUUGGAUCAAGCCCGAGGGAGGUCAGAGAUCCCCCGCGGUCAUAGCAGAGAGAGCAGUGUGGGGGGUCUGUGGGGUGGGGUGGGGGGGGGUGAGGAGGAGUGAGGUUGGGGGGUCUGUGAGGGAGGGAGGGAGGGAGGGAGGGGGGGGGGGGCGGUCUGGGGGCUGCAGCUGA